Molecule: messenger RNA, 1956 nt
Organism: Rhizophagus irregularis DAOM 181602=DAOM 197198
Lineage: Eukaryota; Fungi; Glomeromycota; Glomeromycetes; Glomerales; Glomeraceae
Source: RefSeq, a predicted model, not a curated record
AUGGUAAAGGGAGUGUCAAUCAAACUUACCCCUGAUUAUGCUAUCACUGAGGAUCUUGCAGUUUUAGAUGGAUACAAGCAUAGGGAAAUUGGAUUAAGCAGAACGUGUCUGAAACGUUACAAUUAUGAUGUCCAUGAAUCAUGCGAACAUAUAGCCCUUACUUGUGAUGGGAAGAAUUGUUCAAUUUCUGUAAGACUUUUGUGGAGGAAUAGAUUGGAUUAUAAAACAUUACUAUCUUGCCUUCCAAAUGAAUCAAUGGAUAUUUUGCGUGCUAAUAAUAUUUUAGUCCCAACUUUAAAAACUCCCUUCGUUAAUUAUGCAUUAUUCUGCAAAAAAUUCUUACUUGAUGAAUUUUUCCAUUCUGGUAUUAAAAAAAUUUUUAAUAAUGAAUCGAGUGAUGAAAAGUUACGUAUUGUAUCAAAUGAGAUAUUAAAAUUACUUGUGAACCAAGUAUCCUUAAAAGAAUUAUAUGUAUACGAUUUAGGAUACUUACUUGGAUUCAUUAAAAAUGAAAACAGAUUUUUCAGUAGUAUUCCUCAUUCAAUUAUUGAAUUAACUAUUUCUGGAAUUAAUAUUGAUAAUUUGUAUUCACUUUUGAACAAUUUUAAUGAAUUGAAAAAACUUAAUUUAUCACUUAUGAGUGAAAGUAAUUAUAAUAAAUUUGAUGAUCUGAAUUUAUCAAAAUUAGAAGUAUUGAUAUUUAGUAAUGAUGUUAUUCAACCAACAAAUAAUACAUUAAUUAGAUUUUUAGAUACCCAUGGAACUAAUAUAAAAAUAUUUUCUAUUAAAAAUAGUGAUAAUUUAUUAAAUAAUUAUAUUGCUCGAUCAUGUCAAAAUAUUAAAGAAAUCUAUACCGGACUAGAUAGUCAUACUAAUCUAGAAAUAUUUGAAAUGUUUAUUAAAGAAUUACAAUAUUUGGAAAGUAUUAAAAUUAAUAUUUCUGGAAAUUCAAAUGAAAGAGAAAUAUUUGAAAUUAUCAAAGAUUGUUCACAAGAAAAUUUUUAUAAAAUUGAAUUGAAGUAUUUAGAUAAUGCAAUAUCAACAUUACUUCCAGCUGACUUAAGUACUUUCAUUUUAGGUUGGAAAGAAAGGAAAUCGCACAAACUUUCCAUUAUCUUUGAUAAUACAACUUUGAGUAGUGAAAAUAUGGAUUGUUCAAUUUCUGUAAGACUUUUGUGGAGGAAUAGAUUGGAUUAUAAAACAUUACUAUCUUGCCUUCCAAAUGAAUCAAUGGAUAUUUUGCGUGCUAAUAAUAUUUUAGUCCCAACUUUAAAAACUCCCUUCGUUAAUUAUGCAUUAUUCUGCAAAAAAUUCUUACUUGAUGAAUUUUUCCAUUCUGGUAUUAAAAAAAUUUUUAAUAAUGAAUCGAGUGAUGAAAAGUUACGUAUUGUAUCAAAUGAGAUAUUAAAAUUACUUGUGAACCAAGUAUCCUUAAAAGAAUUAUAUGUAUACGAUUUAGGAUACUUACUUGGAUUCAUUAAAAAUGAAAACAGAUUUUUCAGUAGUAUUCCUCAUUCAAUUAUUGAAUUAACUAUUUCUGGAAUUAAUAUUGAUAAUUUGUAUUCACUUUUGAACAAUUUUAAUGAAUUGAAAAAACUUAAUUUAUCACUUAUGAGUGAAAGUAAUUAUAAUAAAUUUAAUGAACUGAAUUUAUCAAAAUUAGAAUCAUGUCAAAAUAUUAAGGAAAUUUACACCGGACUAGAUAGUCAUACUAAUCUAGAAAUAUUUGAAAUGUUUAUUAAAGAAUUACAAUAUUUGGAAAAUAAUGCAAUAUCAACAUUACUUACAGCUGACUUAAAUACUUUCAUUUUAGAUUGGAAAGAAAGGAAAUCGCACAAACUUUCCAUUAUCUUUGAUAAUACAACUUUGAGUAGUGAAAAUAUGGAUGUACUUAAUGAAUAUACCAAUUUAGGUAUUAUUAAUUAUAUAGUAAAAAAACCAAGAUUAUUAUCAUAG